CUCCAAAACAUACAGCAGGUGAUAGUCAACCCCAACUCGCUGGACGAUGCGUACUCGGGUCAGGUGCGGGUGUCGGCGGUGCUGGAGGAACAGGCACGGCAACAGAAAGACAAGAACAAACUCACUACAGGCGAGAUAGCAGGCAUUGCGUUUGCCUGUGUGGUGGCUGUGCUUGG
Messenger RNA from Sphaeroforma arctica JP610, 176 nucleotides. RefSeq lists its product as hypothetical. The record is from RefSeq and is a predicted model, not a curated record. The transcript has a single exon. NCBI's taxonomy places the organism in Eukaryota, Ichthyosporea, Ichthyophonida. The annotation marks the transcript as partial.